Molecule: messenger RNA, 20670 nt
Organism: Opisthocomus hoazin
Lineage: Eukaryota; Metazoa; Chordata; Aves; Opisthocomiformes; Opisthocomidae
Source: RefSeq, a predicted model, not a curated record
AUGGAGGAAGAAGAAUAUGAAGAAGUUGUAGAGUACUACAUUGAAGAGACAAUUAUUGAGGAGGGUGAACCACAUGAGGUGGUCACUGAGAUCACUGAGACCAUUAGCACAGACUUCACAGGUCCUAGAACUACCACCUAUACUGUUGAGCAUGAAAAACCUGCGGUUGAGGAUGCAGCACCUCCAGUCAGAAAGAAGAUAAUUCGGACAAAAGUGGACCCAUCUAAGUUUUUGACACCUUACCUCCAACACAGUAAUAAAAUGAAGGACCUAUUCAGUGAGAACAAAUACAAAGAAAAAUAUAGAAAAGAAAAAGGAAAGCCAUAUGCUUCCACAAUUGAUACACCUGAAAUUCGGAGAAUCAAGAAAGUGCAAGACCAGCUUAGUGAGGUUAAAUACCGCAUGGCUGGUGAAGUUGCUAGAACUAUUUGCCACAUUGAUGAAAAGGCCAAGGAUAUAGAACAUGCAAAGAAGGUGUCACAGCAAGUGAGCAAGGUGUUAUACAAACAGAACUGGGAAGAGAAUAAGGACAAGUACCUGCUUCCCCCUGAUGCUCCAGAGCUUGUGAAUGCAAUAAAAAACACAGCAAUGUUCAGCAAGAAACUCUAUACUGAAGAGUGGGAAGGAGACAAAUCCUUAUUCUAUCCGUACAAUGACAGUCCAGAGCUCAGAAGGGUUGCACAGGCUCAAAAGGCUCUGAGUGAUAUUGUCUACAAAAAAGGGCAUGAUGAACGAAAAUCUAAAUAUACUUCUCUGCCAGAUCCACCUGAUGUGGAACAAGCCAAGAAAGUGACAAGGCAGCUGAGUGAUAUUAUUUACCAUGAGGACUAUAAAAACAAGAUCAAAGGCAAGUGGAGUCAAACUCCAUGCUAUGAUGUUGCAGUUGCGAAAAUGAAUGCAGAAAAUAUAAGUAUGAAAAAAUACCAGGAAGACUUUGAAAAUGAGAAAGACCAGAUCUACUUUAUGCAGACUGAGACUCCAGAAUAUGAAGCUAAUAAGCGAGUUUCAAAUAAUGUCAGUAAGGUAAAAUACAGAGCAGACUAUGAAAAGAACAAAGCUAUUGCAGAUUAUAAUGUGCUUCCUGCUACAGAGAACCCAUUGCUGAGGCAAUUAAAAGCUGCAGGAAAUGUGCUGAGCGAUAAAUUAUACAAAGAAGCCUAUGAACAAUCAAAAGCCACCAGCAUAAAUUACUGUGACACACCAAAGUUCCAGACUGAUACUGUUCUGAAGAAUUUUAGUGAUGUAAAAUACAAGGAUGGGUAUCAAAAGAAUAUUGUAGGACACUAUUUGGGCAGCUUUGAGGACCCACAUCAUACACAUUGCAUGAAAGUUGAAGCUAUGAAGAGUGAUAAAAAUUACAAAGCAGAUUAUGAGGAGGAAAAGACAAAAUGCUACUUCCCUCAGACCCUAACUCAAGAGUAUGAAGCUAUUAAGAAGUUAGAGCAGUGUAAAGAUCACACCUACAAAAAGCAUCCUGAUCAAACCAAAUUUACUCAAGUGACUGACUCUCCAGUACAGAAGCAAGCAGAGAUCAAUAGCAAACAGCUGAGUGAUAUAAUGUAUAAAUCCAAAGGUGAAGAAAUUAUUCACAAGUACCACCUCCCCCCAGAUGUGCCCCAGUUUAUACAGGCUAAAGUCAAUGCCUACAAUAUUAGUGAUAACUAUUACAAAACAGGACUGGAAGAAUUAAAAUCAAGGGGAUAUGAUCUAAAAAGUGAUGCUAUUCCUAUCCGAGCUGCCAAGGCUGCUAGGCAGGCUGCCAGUGAUGUUAACUAUAAAAAAGACUAUGAACUUGCCAAGGGUAAACUCGUUGGCUUCAAGAGCCUCCAGGAUGAUCCCAAACUCGUUCAUUAUAUGAAGGUAGCCAAGAUGCAGUCUGAGCGAGAGUACAAGAAAAAUUACGAGCAAACAAAAACAAGGUACAACAUUCCACUGGAUAUGGUCAAUGUUGUUGGUGCCAAGAAGGCUCAAGAGAUUGCCAGCAAUACUAAUUACAAGAACCUCCUGCACCACUAUACUUAUUUACCAGAUGCAAUGAACGUGGAGCUGACGAAAAAUAUGAUGGAGAUUCAGAGUGAUAAUGCAUACAAAGCAGAUUAUAAUAGCUGGAUGAAAGGCAUUGGCUGGAUCCCCAUUGGCUCAUUGGAUGUAGAGAAAGCUAAAAAAGCUGGAGAUGCCUUGAAUGAAAAGAAAUAUCGUCAGCAUCCAGACACCAUUAAAUUUACAAGUGUGGUGGACUCUCCGGUAAUGGUCCAAGCCAAACAGAAUUCAGUUCAACUCAAUGACAAACUAUACAGAUCUUCUGGAGAGAAAGUUAAACACAAAUAUACUCUUACCCCAGAUGUCCCACAGUUUAUCCAAGCCAGAUACAAUGCAGCCAACGUCAGUGAUGCAUAUUAUAAACAAGACUACCAUGAUCUAAUAGCUAAAGGGAACAAUGUGUCACUUGAUGCUAUUCCAAUUACUCGAGCCAAGGCUUCAAGAAACAUUGCUAGUGAUUAUAAAUAUAAAGAAGCCUAUGAAAAAGCCAAAGGAAAGCAAGUUGGUUUUAGAAGCCUGCAAGAUGACCCUAAGCUCGUCCACUACAUGAAUGUAGCAAAGAUUCAGUCUGAGCUUGAGUACAAGAAAGACUAUGAGAAGACCAAGACUAAUUAUCAUACACCUCCUGACAUGUACAGUAUCCAGGCUGCUAAACAGUCUCAGGAUGUAGCUUCUAAUGCCCACUACAAAAAUCUGAUCCAUCACUACACUUAUCUGCCAGAUGCCAUGGAUGUUGAGCUUGCAAAGAACAUGAUGCAAAUUCAGAGCGAUAAUGCAUACAAACAAGAGUAUAACAGCUGGUUCAAGGGCAUUGGAUGGAGUCCUCUCGGUUCUCUGGAUGUUGAAAAAGCCAGAAAGGCUGGAGAUGCAUUAAAUGAAAAGAAAUACCGUCAGCACCCAGACACCAUCAAAUUUACAAGCAUACCAGAUUCAAUACCAAUGGUUUUAGCUCAACACAACACCAAGCAACUGAGUGAUGUAACAUAUAAGCAAGAGGGUGAAAAGGUAAAGCACAAAUACACCCUGGAUCCUGAUGUUCCUCAGUUUAUUCAAGCGAGAGUCAACGCCUACAAUUUGAGUGAUGCUAACUACAAAGCAGACUGGAAAAAAACUAUUGCCAAAGGAUAUGAUCUGAAACCAGAUGCCAUUCCUAUUAUUGCUGCUAAAGCUUCUCGAAAUAUCGCAAGUGAUUACAAGUACAAGGAAUCAUAUGAGAAAGCGAAAGGCAAACAGGUUGGAUACCGCAGCCUGCAGGAUGAUCCUAAACUUGUUCAUUACAUGAAUGUGGCCAAAAUACAAUCAGAUCGUGAAUACAAGAAGGAUUAUGAAGUCACCAAGACCAAAUACCAUACUCCUUUGGAUAUGUUCAGCGUGACGGCUGCCAAGAAAGCUCAGGAAGCGGUUACAAACGCUGGCUAUAAACAGCCAUUUCACCAUUAUACACUCUUGCCCGAUUCUGUGAAUCUGGAGCUAUCAAGAAAUGCGAUGCAGCUUCAGAGUGACAACGUGUACAAAGCAGACUUUAAUAACUGGUUAAGAGGAGUUGGCUGGAUACCAAUUCAGUCACUGGAUGUAGAAAAGGCCAAAAAAGCUACAGAUAUUCUCAGUGAAAAGAAGUAUCGCCAGCACCCGGAUAAGCUAAAGUAUUCUAUUACAAUGGAUGCAAUGGAACAAGUGCUAGCUAAGCAAAAUGCCAAGACCAUGAAUAAGAGGCUCUACACUGAUAAAUGGAACAAAGAGAAGACCAGCAUUCAUGUUAUGCCCGAUACUCCAGAAAUUCUGCAGUCCAGAGUGAACCAGAUCACGAUGAGUAAUAAACUUUACAAAGCUGGAUGGGAGGAAGACAAGAAGAAAGGUUAUGACAUGCAGCCAGAUGCUAUUCCAAUAAAAGCAGCCAAAGCCUCCAGAGACAUUGCAAGUGAUUAUAAAUACAAACUAGCCUAUGAAAAAGAGAAAGGAAAGCACAUUGGAUUCCGUAGCCUUGAAGACGACCCCAAGCUGGUGCACUUCAUGCAGGUGGCUAAGAUGCAAUCUGAUCGCGAAUACAAAAAAGAUUAUGAGAAGGCAAAGACUAAUUUCCAUACUCCAGUUGACAUGGUCAGUGUCGUGGCAGCCAAGAAAGCACAGGAAGUGGCUACAAAUGCAAACUACAAAAACUUGAUUCAUACCUACAAUGUUUUGCCUGAUGCUAUGAGUCUUGAAUUAGCCAAAAAUAUGAUGCAGAUACAGAGUGAUAAUCAAUACAGAGCAGAAUAUGAUGAAAGUAUGAAGGGUGUUGGAUGGAUGCCACUGGGCUCUCUGGAAGCUGAGAAGAACAAAAAAGCAAUGGAAAUUGUUAGUGAAAAGAAGUAUCGCCAGCAUCCAGACAAGUUGAAGUAUUCUGUUCCUAUGGAUUCCAUGAACAUGGUCUUAGCUUUAAAUAAUGCCAAAAUAAUGGAUGAGCACAAGUACAAACAAGCAUGGGAAGAAGACAAAAAGAAAGUUCACAUCACACCGGAUAUUCCACAGAUAGCUUUAGCAAAAGCUAAUGCGUUUAAUAUAAGUGAUAAAAUGUACCGACUUUCAUUUGAAGAAUCUAGGAGGAAAGGGUACGACCUCAGAGCAGAUGCUAUCCCUAUUAAAGCUGCCAAAGCUUCUAGGGAUAUUGCUAGUGAUUAUAAAUACAAAUUAGGUUAUGAACAAGACAAGGGGAGACUUGUAGGCUUCCGCAGCCUUCAGGAUGAUCCCAAACUUGUCCAUUAUAUGCAAGUGGCUAAGAUGCAGUCUGAUCGUGAAUACAAGAAAGCUUAUGAGAUGAGCAAGACACAUUACCAAACGCCUUCGGAUACACUCAGCAUUGUGGCAGCUAAGGAGGCACAAGAUCGUGUAACCAAUACUAACUACAAACGACUGGUUCACCACUAUAUGCUUCUACCGGAUGCAAUGAGUUUAGAACUGUACCGAAACAUGAAUCAGAUACAAAGUGACAAUGAGUACAAGCAGGAUUACAAUUCGUGGUUCAAGGGUAUCGGCUGGAGUCCUGCUGGGUCUCUGGAUGUGGAGAAAUCUAAGAAAGCCACAGAAAUUGCAAGUGAUCGGAAAUACCGCCAGCAUCCCAGCAUAUUCCCCUUUACGAAACAGAAUGAUGCCAUGGACAUGGUCCUUGCAAAGCAGAAUGCAAAUAUAAUGAAUAAACAUGCUUAUACUGAAGCUUGGGAGAAGGACAAAAUUCAGGUUCAUGUGAUGCCAGAUACACCAGAUAUCCUACAAGCAAAACAGAACAAGACGAACUACAGUCAGAAACUCUACAAGCUUGGCUGGGAGGAAAUGAUAAAGAAAGGCUAUGACCUCACACCUGAAGCCAUUUCAGUGAAAGCUGCCAAAGCUUCAAGGGACAUUGCAAGUGACUACAAAUACAAAGAAGGCUACCGCAAGCAGCAGGGACAUCACAUUGGAUUCCGCAGCUUGCAGGAUGAUCCGAAGAUGUUGUGGUCUAUGCAAGUAGCUAAGAUGCAGAGUGAGAGGGAGUACAAGAAAGAUUUUGAAAAAUGGAAGACAAAGUUUAAUAUGCCUGUGGAUAUGUUAGGCUUCCUUCUGGCUAAGAAAUGUCAGGAGUUGGUUAGUGAUAUAGACUACAAACGGAUGCUACACCGCUGGACUUGUCUGCCAGACCAGAAUGAUGUCACCCAGGCAAAGAGGGUCUACGAACUACAGAGUGAUAAUCUGUAUAAGUCAGAUCUGCAGUGGCUCAGAGGCCUUGGAUGGAGUCCUUUGGGAUCUUUGGAAUCUGAAAAGAACAAGAAAGCUUCUGAAAUACUGAGUGAAAAGAAGUACCGGCAGCACCCAGAUACUAUUAAGUUCACAAGUAUCCCAGAUGCCAUGAAUAUCGUUUUAGCAAAAUCUAAUGCCAAAAACAGAAGUGAUAUACUGUAUAGAGAGGCCUGGGACAAGGACAAGACUAAGGUUCACAUCAUGCCUGAUACUCCUGAAAUUUUGCUGGCUAAAUCAAACUUAAUUAACACAAGUGAUAAACAUUACAAGUUAGGAUAUGAAGAGCUGAAGAGGAAAGGCUAUGAUCUUCCCCCUGAUGCUAUACCACUUAAGUCAGCAAAGGCAUCCAGAGACAUAGCCAGUGAAUACCAGUACAAAACUGCGUACCGAAAGCAGCUUGGCCACCACAUAGGGGCCCGCAACAUAGAGGAUGAUCCGAAGAUGGUGUGGUCGAUGCACGUAGCCAAGAUCCAGAGUGACAGGGAGUACAAGAAAGCCUUUGAGAAGACAAAGACACACUUCAGUAGCCCAGUGGACAUGCUGGGAAUCGUGUUGGCCAAGAAAUGUCAGGAGCUGGUCAGUGACGUUGAUUACAAGCACCCUCUGCAUCGCUGGACCUGUCUGCCCGACCAGAACGAUGUUGUACAAGCCAGGAAAGUGUACGACCUUCAGAGUGAUAAUGUGUACAAGUCCGACCUUCUGUGGCUGAGGGGCAUCGGCUGGCUGCCAAGUGGUUCACUGGACGAUGAGAAGAAUAAGAGGGCGAGCCUCAUCCUGAGUGACAAGAAGUAUCGGCAACACCCAGACACCAUCAAAUUCACGAGCCUUCCUGACUCGAUGCCUAUGGUUCUGGCAAAGCACAACUCUGAAAUUAUGAACCAACGCUCGUACACGUCGGCGUGGGAGAAAGAUAAAACCAGCAUUCACAUUAUGCCGGAUACACCUGGUAUUUUGCUAGCCCAGCAGAACCAAGCGAACCUCAGUGAGAAACUGUACAAGCUUGCGAUGGAGGAAGAGAAGAAAAAGGGCUACGACAUGCGGGCAGAUGCCAUUCCUAUCAAGUCUGCGAAAGCUUCCAGAGACAUUGCAAGUGAUUACAAGUAUAAAGAAGGCUAUCGCAAGCAGCUUGGCCACCACAUAGGGGCCCGUAACAUAGAGGAUGAUCCAAAGAUGGUGUGGUCGAUGCACGUAGCCAAGAUCCAGAGUGACAGGGAGUACAAGAAAGCCUUUGAGAAGACAAAGACACACUUCAGUAGCCCAGUGGACAUGCUGGGAAUCGUGUUGGCCAAGAAAUGUCAGGAGCUGGUCAGUGACGUUGAUUACAAGCACCCUCUGCAUCGCUGGACCUGUCUGCCCGACCAGAACGAUGUUGUACAAGCCAGGAAAGUGUACGACCUUCAGAGUGAUGUAAGUUGUUCUUUCCCGGUUGUGUGAAAGGUACAGGUGUCUCUUGUGUUCUGUUCCGCUGUUGGAGAUGGUCGAGGUGGGGAGCCUGAGUCAAGGCCGGUUCUGUGAGACUGAGACUGUGUGCUGUCUUGUGGAGGGUUGGUGUCGUGAAAGGGCAGGGAUGAAGUUUGUGCAGGGUGAGACUUUAUGGUGAGAGAAGAGUCCUGUGUUGCCGUGAGCAGUUUGUGGGGAGGGUUGUGGCAGAAAGAUAAAACCAGCAUUCACAUUAUGCCGGAUACACCUGGUAUUUUGCUAGCCCAGCAGAACCAAGCGAACCUCAGUGAGAAACUGUACAAGCUUGCGAUGGAGGAAGAGAAGAAAAAGGGCUACGACAUGCGGGCAGAUGCCAUUCCUAUCAAGUCUGCGAAAGCUUCCAGAGACAUUGCAAGUGAUUACAAGUAUAAAGAAGGCUAUCGCAAGCAGCUUGGCCACCACAUAGGGGCCCGUAACAUAGAGGAUGAUCCAAAGAUGGUGUGGUCGAUGCACGUAGCCAAGAUCCAGAGUGACAGGGAGUACAAGAAAGCCUUUGAGAAGACAAAGACACACUUCAGUAGCCCAGUGGACAUGCUGGGAAUCGUGUUGGCCAAGAAAUGUCAGGAGCUGGUCAGUGACGUUGAUUACAAGCACCCUCUGCAUCGCUGGACCUGUCUGCCCGACCAGAACGAUGUUGUACAAGCCAGGAAAGUGUACGACCUUCAGAGUGAUAAUGUGUACAAGUCCGACCUUCUGUGGCUGAGGGGCAUCGGCUGGCUGCCAAGUGGUUCACUGGAUGAUGAGAAGAAUAAGAGGGCGAGCCUCAUCCUGAGUGACAAGAAGUAUCGGCAACACCCAGACACCAUCAAAUUCACGAGCCUUCCUGACUCGAUGCCUAUGGUUCUGGCAAAGCACAACUCUGAAAUUAUGAACCAACGCUCGUACACGUCGGCGUGGGAGAAAGAUAAAACCAGCAUUCACAUUAUGCCGGAUACACCUGGUAUUUUGCUAGCCCAGCAGAACCAAGCGAACCUCAGUGAGAAACUGUACAAGCUUGCGAUGGAGGAAGAGAAGAAAAAGGGCUACGACAUGCGGGCAGAUGCCAUUCCUAUCAAGUCUGCGAAAGCUUCCAGAGACAUUGCAAGUGAUUACAAGUAUAAAGAAGGCUAUCGGAAGCAGCUUGGCCACCACAUAGGGGCCCGUAACAUAGAGGAUGAUCCGAAGAUGGUGUGGUCGAUGCACGUAGCCAAGAUCCAGAGUGACAGGGAGUACAAGAAAGCCUUUGAGAAGACAAAGACACACUUCAGUAGCCCAGUGGACAUGCUGGGAAUCGUGUUGGCCAAGAAAUGUCAGGAGCUGGUCUGACGUUGAUUACAAGCACCCUCCGACAUUGAUUACCGCCACUAUCUGCAUCAGUGGACUUGCCUGCCCGACCAGAACGAUGUUAUCCAUGCUAAGAAAGCCUACGAUCUACAGAGUGAUAACUGCUACAAGUCUGACCUUGAGUGGUUGCGGGGCAUUGGAUGGAUCCCAGUUGGUUCCUUGGAUGUUGAAAAAGCCAAGAAGGCAGGCGAGAUCUUGAGUGAUAAAAUAUACCGUCAGCCCCCAGACACAAUCAAGUUUACUAGCGUCACUGAUUCUCUAGAGAUGGUCUUAGCCAAGCAGAAUGCAGAUACAAUGAAUAAGCGUUUAUAUACUGAGGCCUGGGAUAAAGACAAGACACAAAUCCACAUAAUGCCUGACACACCUGAAAUCACACUGGCAAAACAGAACAUGCAAAACUACAGUGCGAAACUAUACAAGCAGGCCAUGGAAGAAGCAAAAAAGAAAGGCUAUGAUUUGAGAAGUGAUGCGAUCCCCAUUCAAGCUGCCAAAGCAUCCAGGCAAAUCGCCAGUGAUUACAAAUACAAAGAAGGCUAUCGCAAGCAGCUUGGCCACCACAUAGGGGCCCGUAACAUAGAGGAUGACCCGAAGAUGAUGUGGUCGAUGCACGUAGCCAAGAUCAAGAGUGACAGGGAGUACAAGAAAGCCUUUGAGAAGAAAAAGACACACUUCAGUAGCCCAGUGGACAUGCUGGGAAUCGUGUUGGCCAAGAAAGAGCGGGUCGGUGCCUUUGUUCCCCGCCACUAUCUGCACCAGUGGAUCUGUCUGCCCGACCAGAACGAUGUUAUCCAUGCUAAGAAAGCCUACGAUCUACAGAGUGAUAACUGCUACAAGUCUGACCUUGAGUGGUUGCGGGGCAUUGGUUGGGUCCCAAUUGGUUCCUUGGAUGUUGAAAAAGCCAAGAAGGCAGGCGAGAUCUUGAGUGAUAAAAUAUACCGUCAGCCCCCAGACACAAUCAAGUUUACUAGCGUCACUGAUUCUCUAGAGAUGGUCUUAGCCAAGCAGAAUGCAGAUACAAUGAAUAAGCGUUUAUACACUGAAGCAUGGAAUAAAGAUAAGACCAUGGUUCACGUCAUGCCUGACACACCAGAAAUCCUGCUAGCUAAACAAAAUCAAUUAAACUACAGUCAGAAAAUGUACAAACUAGCUCUGGAGGAAUCGAAGAAGAAGGGUCAUGAUUUGCGUUUUGAUGCCAUUCCUAUUCAAGCUGCCAGAGCAUCCAGAGAGAUUGCCAGUGAUUACAAAUACAAAGAAGGCUAUCGGAAGCAGCUUGGCCACCACAUAGGGGCCCGUAACAUAGAGGAUGACCCGAAGAUGAUGUGGUCGAUGCACGUAGCCAAGAUCCAGAGUGACAGGGAGUACAAGAAAGCCUUUGAGAAGACAAAGACACACUUCAGUAGCCCAGUGGACAUGCUGGGAAUCGUGUUGGCCAAGAAAUGUCAGGAGCUGGUCAGUGACGUUGAUUACCGCCACUAUCUGCACCAGUGGAUCUGUCUGCCCGACCAGAACGAUGUUAUCCAUGCUAAGAAAGCCUACGAUCUGCAGAGUGAUGCUGUUUACAAAUCAGACCUGGAAUGGCUAAGAGGUAUUGGAUGGGUUCCUAUUGGUUCCAUGGAAGUUGAGAAGGCUAAGAAAGCUGGGGAAAUCCUGAGUGAAAGGAAGUAUCGUCAGCCAGCUGACCAAAUUAAAUUUACUAGUGUGACAGACUCUUUGGCCAUGGUCUUAGCCAAGCAAAAUGCUGAGAUAAUGAACAAGCGUUUAUACACGGAAGCCUGGGAUGCAGACAAAACAUCGAUUCACGUCAUGCCUGACACACCGACAAUUUUGUUAGCGAAGGCCAAUGCAGCUAACAUUAGCCAUAAACUUUAUAUACAAGCCUGGGAAGAGGCCAAAAAGAAGGGUUAUGACAUGAGAGCUGAUGCAAUUCCAAUCCGAAGUGCAAAGGCAUCAAGAGAUAUUGCGAGUGAUUACAAGUACAAAGAGACCCACGAGAAGCAGAAGGGCCACUACAUCGGGUGCCGAACUGCCCGGGAGGAUCCCAAGCUGUCGUGGGCUGCGCGUGCCAUGUUGCUGCAGAACGACCGCCUUUACAGGAAGGCGUACCACGAUUCCAAGGCCCGGAUCCACAUUCCGGUCGACGCGAUGUCAGUGCAGGCAGCCAAGGAGUGCCAGACACUAGUCAGUGAUGUGGACUACCGCCACUACCUUCACCAGUGGACCUGUCUGCCUGACCAGAAUGACGUGAUCCAAGCAAGGAAGGCCUACGACCUACAGAGUGAUAACGUGUACAAGUCAGACCUGGAGUGGUUGCGAGGCAUCGGCUGGCUGACAGAAGGUUCUGUGGAUGUGGUGAAAGCAAAGAAAGCCCAGGACCUCCUGAACGAGAGGUUGUACCGCACACGGCCAGAGGAGCUGAAAUUCACCAGCAUUACUGACACGCCAGACGUUGUCCAGGCUAAGAUCAAUGCUCUGCAGAUCAGUGAUCAUCUGUACCGUGAAGCCUGGGACAGAGAUAAGACGCAGAUUUCCAUCCCUUCCGAUACUCCUGUAAUGCUGCAGUCCAAAGCCAAUGCUCUCAACAUCAGCAACAAACACUAUCAGAAGGCCUGGGAUGAGGCCAAGGCAAAAAGCUACGACAUAAGAGCUGAUGCCAUUCCCAUCAAACACGCCAAGGCUUCCAGAGACAUUGCUAGCGAGUACAAGUACAAAGAGACACACGAGAAGCAGAAGGGCCACUACAUCGGGUGCCGAACUGCCCGGGAGGAUCCCAAGCUGUCGUGGGCUGCGCGUGCCAUGUUGCUGCAGAACGACCGCCUUUACAGGAAGGCGUACCACGAUUCCAAGGCCCGGAUCCACAUUCCGGUCGACGCGAUGUCAGUGCAGGCAGCCAAGGAGUGCCAGACACUAGUCAGUGAUGUGGACUACCGCCACUACCUUCACCAGUGGACCUGUCUGCCUGACCAGAAUGACGUGAUCCAAGCAAGGAAGGCCUACGACCUACAGAGUGAUGUUGUGUAUAAGUCAGACCUAGAAUGGCUGCGUGGAAUUGGCUGGUUGCCUAAUGACUCUCCAGAUGUUAAGAGAGUGAAGCAUGCCCAGGAUCUCCUGAGUGAUAAUGUGUAUCGUACACCCAUUGAAAGCCUGAAGUACACCAGUGUUGUUGAUUCUCCAGAUGUUCUUCUAGCUAAAGUGAACGCGGAACAAGUCAGCAUUCCAAAAUACAAAGAAGCCUGGGAAAAGGACAAGACUAUGAUCCAUAUUAUGCCAGACACACCUGAAAUCAACCUAGCCAAGACUAAUGCUGCUAAUUAUAGCCAGAAACUGUAUAAAGAAGCUUGGGAUGAGCUGAAGAUCAGUUAUGAUUUGAGAGCAGAUGCAAUCCCAAUCAAGGCAGCCAAAGCUUCUAGAGAAAUUGCUAGUGAUUAUAAAUACAAACUGGAUCAUGAGAAGCAGAAAGGACAUUAUGUUGGAGUUCCAAAUGCAAAAGCAGAUACAAAAAUGCAGUUUGCCCUCGGCAUAGGCAAAGUUCAGAGCGAAUUAGAGUACAAGAAACACUUUGCCAAAUGGAAGACACAGUGCCACCUGCCAGCAGACAUGCUAUCUAUCCUAUCAGCGAAACAUGGUCAGUCUUUGGUCAGUGAUGUUGAUUAUCGUCAUUACUUGCAUCAGUGGAUCUGUCUUCCAGAUCAGAAUGAUGUCAUACAGGCGAGGAAAGCCUAUGAUCUUCAGAGUGAUGCUAUUUACAAAUCUGAUUUAGAAUGGCUACGGGGUAUUGGAUGGUUGCCAAAUGAUUCAGUUGGAAUCAACCAUGUCAAACAUGCUGGAGAUCUCUUGAAUGAGAGAAAGUACCGUACAAAAGCUGAAACGCUUCCAUUUACUCCAGUGGCGGACAGAGUUGAUUAUAUCACAGCAAAGAAUAGUGGUGAAAUUGUUAGCGAUGUUAAAUACCACAAAGCAUGGAAUGAGGUCAAGUCAAAUUACACUCUAACAGAUACACCACAGCUAGAUAUGGCCCGAGAGGCAGCCAGAAUUCUUAAUCAGAAUUUAUACAAGGAAAGUUGGGAGAAAGAAAAAGCCACUGGUUACCUCUUACCUCCUGACACUGUGCAGAUCUCUCAUGCCAAACACUCCAAUGAUGUCCAAAGUGAGCUUAAAUACAAAGCUGACUACGUCAAACAAAGAGGUCACUAUGUUGGAGUUGCCAGCAUGAGAGAUGAUCCAAAACUGGUGUGGUUUGAGCAUGCAGGCGAGAUCCAGAAUGACAGAUUGUACAAAUCAGACUAUCACAAAACAAAGUCCAAAAUUCACAUCCCUCCGGAUAUGGUGUCAGUUGUAGCAGCAAAGGAAUGUCAGACCUUGGUCAGCGAUAUUGACUACCGCCAACACCUGCACGAAUGGACGUGCCAUCCUGACCAGAAUGACUGUAUUCAGGCAAGGAAGGCCUACGAUCUGCAAAGUGAUAAUAUUUAUAAGUCUGAUUUGGAAUGGCUUCGUGGCUGUGGCUGGAUUCCUCUGGACUCAGUGGAACACAAGAAAGUUAAGAAUGCACAAGAACUGAUAAACAAGAGAGCAUAUACGAAAGAAGCCCUGGAUAACUUUUCCAAUUAUACCAGUGUGGUUGACACUCCUGACAUUGUUUUGGCAAAGAUUAACUCUGUCAAUCAGAGUGAUCUGAAAUACAAAGAAACAUUUAACCUUGAGAAAGGCCAGUAUAUUGGGUCUGAUGAUACUCCUGCGCUGAACCAUGCCAAAGACAUGUCCUUACUAUACAGUGAGAAACUUUAUAAAAAUGCUUGGGAAAUUAGCAAGCCCAUUGGGUAUACUUUGGAUGAGAAAUAUAUUCCAGUUGUUGGAGCGAAGCGUGCAAACUACAUAAAUAGUGAGCUUAAAUAUAAGGAAAUAUAUGAGAAGUUGAAAGGCCAUUACCUGGCUGGGAAGGAGAUUGGUGAUUUCCCCAGUGUCAUUCAUUCGCUAGCAUUCCAGAAAAUGAGGAGCGCGUUGGCAUACAGAAAGAAUUAUGAAGACACCAAAGCAAAUGUCCAUAUUCCAAGUGACAUGAUGAAUCAUGUGCUAGCCAAGAAGUGCCAGUAUAUCCUCAGUGAUCUCGAAUACCGAAAUUACUUCCAUCACUGGAAUUGUUCACCUGAAGAAAAUGAUGUUAUUCAAGCCAGAAAAGCCCAGGAAAUUUUGAGUGAUGUGGUGUAUAAAGAUGACUUAAACUGGCUGAAGGGACUUGGAUGUUAUGUCUGGGAUACUCCACAAAUCCUGCAUGCUAAAAAGUCGUAUGACCUCCAGAGCCAAAUAAAAUACACAGCUGCAGGAAAAGAGAAUUUGCAGAACUUUGGUGUUGUUACUGACACACCUCUCUAUGUGACUGCAGUGCAGAGUGGUGCAAAUGCUAGUGAUGUGAAAUACAAGCAAGAUUACCACAAAACUAAGGACAAGUAUACAACUGUGACUGAAACAGUGGAUUCUGAAAGAGUUCAAAAUUUGAAACAUCUCUUUAGCAAUAAUCUCUACAAGAAAGCCUGGGAUAAAGUGAAAGCUACUGGCUAUAUAAUGCCCUCUGAUGCUGUAUCUCUAGCACGUGCAAAAGAACUGAAGCAUAAUGCUAGUACUGUAAAAUACCGAGAAGAAUAUGACAAGUUUAAAGCACUGUACACACUACCCAGAGGUGUUGAGGAUGAUCCCAAUACAGCAAGGUGCCUCAGAGUUGGAAAGCUGAAUAUUGAUCGUCUGUACAAGGAAGUCUAUGAAAAGAAUAAAGCCAAAGUCCACAUUAUUCCAGACAUGGUAGACAUAAUUUCUGCUAAGGAUGCACAGAAGAAAAUCAGUGAAAUUGAUUACCGCACACAUCUCCACGAAUGGAUCUGUCUACCAGAUCUUCAGAUCAAUGCCCAUGUUCGAAAAGUAACUGAUCAGCUCAGUGAUGUGAUAUACAAGGAUGAUCUCAACUGGCUGAAAGGCGUUGGCUGCUUUGUUUGGGACACUCCUGAAAUUCUCCAUGCCAAACAUGCCUACGAUCUUCGCAGUGAUAUUAAGUACAAAUCCAAGGCAGAAAAAAUGAAGAAUGACUAUACUGUGGUCAUGGACACUCCUGUCUACGUCCAGAAUGUCCUCAGUGGCUUGAAUUCAAGUGAAGCUGUCUAUCGUGGUGAAUAUAUGCACAAUGUUAAAGGCAAAAUGAUUCCUACUGAUAAAACAGUAGAUUUGGAGCGGGCAUAUCAUGCGAACAAAAUACAGAGUGAAAAUUUGUAUCGCUGGGCUGGUGUGAAAGCUCUGCCUACGGGAUACAGCCUUCCCACAGAUACCCCCAGCUUUCAGCAUGCUAAAGAAGUCCAGUACAUUGGCAGUGAUCUGAAAUAUAAAGAAGCCUAUGAGCACAUGAAAGCUAAAGGCUAUACUCUGGGACCCAAGGAUGUUGGCUUUGAAAAUGUGAAGAAAGUGAAUCAAGUCAUUAAUGAGAGGCUGUAUCGGGCGACAUACCACAAGUACAAGGACAAGAUUCAUACCACUCCAGACACACCAGAAAUCCGUCAAGUCAGAGCAACACAGGAAGCUGUCAGUGAUCUAAUCUACAAGUCAGAUUUCUUUAAGAUGCAGGGACACUUGAUUUCCUUGCCAUACACUCCUCAGGUGUUGCACUGCCGCCAUGUUGGGGACAUCACAAGUGAUAAUAAAUACAAAGAGGAUCUGAAGUGGUUGAGGGGCUUGGGUUGCUUCCUGUAUGAUACUCCUGAUAUGGUCCGUGCUCGUGAGCUGCGUAAGCUUUGGUCUAAUUACAUAUACACUGAUACUGCAAAGAAGAUGUGGCCUAAAUGCAAUGUGGUAUUGGAUACUCCUGGAUACAGAGCAGUUCAGGAACUAAAAACCCAUUUGAGUGAACUGGUUUACAGAGCUGCAGGCAAGGAGCUGAAGACAAAAUACACUUCCCUCCUUGAUACACCUGACUUCUUAAGAGCCAAGCAAGGACAAAAAAUACAGAGCCAGUACUUGUACGUGGAACUUGCCACAAAAGAGAGACCCCAUCAUCAUGCUGGUGGUCAGACUCCCGCCUUUACACAUGCUAGGCAUGUAAAGGACAUGGUCAGUGAGAAAAAGUAUAAAAUCCAGUAUGAGAAGAUGAAGGACAGAUACACGCCUGUCGCUGACACACCGGUCUUGAUCAGAGCCAAGAGAGCAUACCUGAAUGCCAGUGAUUUGCGCUACAAAGAAACCUUUGAGCAUACUAAGGGCAAAUACCACACAGUGAAAGAUGCUUUGGAUAUUGUCUAUCAUCGAAAGGUCACCGAUGAUAUUAGCAGCGUGAAAUAUAAGGAAAAUUACAUGAGCCAGUUAGGAAUCUGGAGAUCGAUCCCAGACCGCCCGGAGCAUUACCAUCAUCGCGCAGUCACAGAUGCUAUUAGUGAUGUUAAAUACAAGGAAGACUUAUCAUGGCUCAGAGGCACUGGCUGUUAUGCAUGGGAUACUCCAACUUUUACUCUGGCAGAGAAGAAUAAGGUGCUCUACAGUGGGUGUAAGUACAAGGAGAUAUUCGAGAAGACUAAGUCUCACUUUAAUUAUGUAGCCGACUCUCCAAUUAACAAGCAUUUUAAACAUGCAACUCAGUUGAUGGAUGGGAAAAAGUAUAAAUCGUUUGCCAAGAUGCUCCUGCAACAUGGAUGUAAUGAAAUUCUGAGGCCAGAUAUGCUGACAGCACUCUACAACACAUACUUAUGGAGCCAGGUUGAAUACAAAAAGGACUAUGAAAAGAAGAAAGACAAGUAUACGACAAUUGUGGAUACUCCAGAACACUUAAGGACUACAAAAGUCAACAAGCAGAUUAGUGAUAUUAUUUACAAGUUGGAAUAUAACAAAGCGAAGCCGAAAGGCUAUACUACAAUCCAUGAUACACCUAUGUUAUUGCAUGUGCGCAAGGUCAAGGACAGAAUAAGUGAUCUGAAAUACAAAGAACUGUAUGAGAGGAGUAAAUCUCACUGCAAUGUCAUAGCAGAUUCAGUUCAUAUCAAGACUCCAAGGCAUGCAUACAAGCUGAACAGCAAUCUUGAUUAUAAGAAGAAAUAUGAAGCAGCCAAGGCCCACUGGCACUGGAUUGCUGAUAGGCCAGACUUUGUUCAAGCAGCCAAGUCAUCUCUGCAACAGAGUGAUUAUGAAUACAAACUGGACCGGGAAUUCCUAAAGGGAUGCAAACUCUCUGUCACAGAUGACAAAAACACAGUAUUGGCUUUAAAUAAUGCCAUCUUGGCCAGUGAUAUAAAAUACAAAGAGAAGCAUAACAAAGCUCGGGGAACGUACCAUGUUGUUCCAGAUACACCUCAGAUCCUCCUGGCGAAGAAUGUCAGCUCUCUUGUAUCUGAGAACAAAUACAAAGAACACAGCAAGAAGCAGCUUCCACAUGGGUCAUAUACAACCCUGCCAGAGACACGAGACACUGCUCAUGUCAAAGAGGUGACCAAGAAUGUCAGUGAGACAAACUAUAAAAAGAAGUUUGUGAAAGAGAAAGGCAGGUCUAAUUAUUCUGUCAUGCUGGAGCCUCCCGAAGUAAAACAUGCCAUGGAAGUUGCUAAAAAACAGAGUACGAUUGAGUACAAGAAAGAUGCAAAGUCAAAGCUCCACUACACACCUAUAGCGGAUCGACCAGAUAUUAAGAAAGCAACUCAGGCUGCCAAGUUAAUUAGUGAUAUUGAAUACAAAAAGCGUGGAGAAGCUGGCAUUGGCGUAACCAUGCUGGGACGUCCAGACAUUGAACUGGCAAAGGAGGUGUCCAAGCUAACUAGCCAGGCAGAGUACCUCAAACGACAUAUGAGAGGGCAUGGAGCUGCAUCCUAUGAUACCCCAUGGAUGAGAACCUUUAAGAAAGCUAAUAUGCUAAGUAGUCAUGUGAAAUACAAGGAGAAUUUUUCCAAAGAGAUGGGUAAAAAGCCAAAGUAUGAUUUAAAGGAGGCUAAAAUCUACAAAACCAUGAAAGAUGCUCACAACAUGGCUAGUGAGGUGAAAUACAAGGCAGAUUUAAAGAAACUGCAUAAGCCUGUCACAGACAUGUCUGAAUCGCUGAUCAUGAACCACGUCCUGAGUACCAGCCAGCUCGCCAGUGCCUACCAGUACAAGAAGCAAUAUGAGAAGAGUAAGGGUCACUACCAUGUGGUGCCAGAUAAUCUUGAACAGGUUCAUCUAAGGGAGGCAUCAGAACUACAGAGCCACGUGAAAUACAGAGAAAAGUAUGAGAAGGAAAAAGGAAAGCCUAUGUUGGACUUUGAAACUCCAACAUACCUUACUGCAAAGGAAUCGCAGCUCAUGCAGAGCGAGAAAGAAUAUAAGAAGGACUUUGAAGAGUCCAUUAAGGGCAGAAACCUUACUGGCUUGGAGAUUACACCAUCCUUAUUACAUGUCAAAUAUGCAACACAAAUAGCAAGCGAGAAAGAGUACAGGAAGGAUCUGGAGGAAGGUGUCAAAGGUAAAGGACUAACAGCCUUAGAGGAGACUCCAGACAUGUUAAGAGCGAAGAAUGCAACUCAAAUCCUGAACGAGAAAGAAUACAAAAAGGCCUUAGAACUAGAAAUCAGAGGAAAAGGUCUGACAGAACUGGCUUUGGAAACUCCGGAUUUUGUGAGAGCAAAGAAUGCCACUGACAUUGCCAGCCAGAUCAAAUACAAGCAAUUGGCAGAAAUGGAGAAAGCCAACUACACCAGUGUUGUUGAUACUCCCGAGAUUAUUCAUGCCCAGCAGGUCAAGAACCUUUCGAGCCAGAAAAAGUACAAGGAAGAUGCAGAAAGGACCAUGCCAUACUAUGUGCCUGUAGCAGACACACCAGAAAUGCAGAGAGUCCGUGAGAAUCAAAAGAACUUCAGCACACUUCAGUAUCAGUGGGACCUACAGAACAGUAAAGGAAAAGUUACAGUUGUACAAGACACACCAGAAAUGCUGCGUGUGAAAGAAAACCAGAAGAAUUUCAGCUCGAUUUUAUAUAAAGAAGAUAUUGGAACUGGAACUACUAUUGAAAAGACACCAGAGAUGCAGAGAGUUAAACGAACCCAGGAUGCAAUUAGCUCGAUUAAGUACAAGGAGAGCAUUGGAAAAGGCACUCCAAUUCCCGACCUCCCGGAAGUGAAGCGUGUCAAGGAGACACAGAAGCACAUCAGUUCGGUGUUGUACAAAGAGGACCUAGGGACAGGUAUCCCAACAUCUGUCACUCCAGAAAUAGAGCGAGUCAAACGCAAUCAAGAACACAUUAGCUCGGUGUUGUACAAAGAGGGCUUAGGGACUGGCAUCCCCACACCGGUGACUCCAGAGAUGGAGAGAGUCAAACGCAAUCAAGAGAACAUUAGCUCGGUGUUGUACAAAGAGGGGCUGGGGAUCGGCACCCCGGUACCUGUCACUCCUGAGAUGGAGAGGGUCAAACGCAAUCAAGAAAACUUUAGCUCGGUGUUGUACAGAGAGGAUCUGGGGCGAGCAACCCCCACACCUGUCACUCCUGAGAUUGAAAGAGUCAAACGCAAUCAAGAAAACUUUAGCUCGGUGUUGUACAAAGAGGACCUGGGGACAGGAACCCCCACACCUGUCACUCCGGAGAUUGAGAGAGUCAAACGCAAUCAAGAACACAUUAGCUCGGUGUUGUACAAAGAGGACCUGGGGACAGGAACCCCCACACCUGUCACUCCCGAGGUUGAGAGAGUCAAACGCAAUCAAGAACACAUUAGCUCGGUGUUGUACAAAGAGAGCGUGGGGACUGGAACCCCCACUCCUGUCACUCCGGAGAUGGAGAGGGUCAAACGCAAUCAAGAAAUCUGUAGCUCGGUGUUGUAUAAAGAAAACAUAGGGAAAGCAACCCCGACACCUGUCACUCCCGAGAUGGAAAGAGUCAAACGCAAUCAAGAAAUCAUUAGCUCGGUUUUGUACAAAGAAAAUGUGGGGAAAGUGACCCCAACACCAAUCACUCCAGAGAUGGAGAGAGUCAAACGCAAUCAAGAAAUCAUUAGCUCGGUGUUGUACAAAGAGAACUUGGGGCGAGCAACCCCCACACCUGUCACUCCAGAGAUGGAGAGAGUCAAACGCAAUCAAGAACACAUUAGCUCGGCCGCCUACAGAGAAGGCUUAGGGAAGGCAACCCCCACACCAGUCACCCCGGAGAUGGAGAGGGUCAGACGCAACCAAGAACACAUUAGCUCGGUUUUGUACAAGGAACAUCUGGCAAAAGGAACUCCAACACCAAUGACUCCGGAGAUGGAGAGAGCCAAACGCAAUCAGGAAAACAUCAGCUCGGUUCUUUAUUCAGACAGUUUCCGAAAACAAGUACAGGGCAAAGCUGCGUACGUACUGGAUACACCGGAGCUGCGGCGCGUUCGAGAGACCCAGAAACACAUCUCUACAGUGAAAUACCAUGAAGAUUUUGAGAAGAACAAAGGCAGUUUCACCCCCGUGGUUACCGACCCCAUUACAGAACGCGUGAAAAAGAACAUGCAGGACUUCAGUGACAUCAGCUACAGGGGCAUUCAGCGGCGAGUAGUAGAAAUGGAGCGAAAGCGCGUGGACCAGGAUCAGGAGACUCUCACCGGUCUUCGUGUGUGGCGCACUAAUCCCGGGUCCGUCUUUGACUACGACCCAGCAGAAGACAAUAUUCAGUCCAGAAGCUUACACAUGAUCUCAGUCCAAGCCCAGCGCCGCAGCCGGGAGCACUCCCGCUCUGCCAGUGCCUUGAGCCUCAGUGGUGGUGAGGAAAAAUCCGAACCCUCAGAGGGUGUGGAUCAGCAUUUGUCCUACUACAGCAACGGGGGCUUCUUUACCACAACUGCAACAGUGGGCUACAAACAUGCUAAAACCGUGGAGUUGCCACAGCAACGGUCAUCGUCAGUCGCCACCCAGCAGACAACGGUGUCGUCGGUUCCUUCCCACCCAUCCACUGCUGGCAAGACGUACCGGGCCAUGUAUGACUACAUGGCAGCCGACGCUGACGAGGUUUCCUUCAAAGAUGGCGACACGAUCGUAAACGUACAAGCGAUCGAUGAAGGCUGGAUGUAUGGGACUGUCCAGAGAACCGGCAAGACGGGCAUGCUGCCGGCCAACUACGUGGAGGCUGUCUAA